This is a messenger RNA of Hemisphaericaspora subhashii, 2253 nucleotides long. RefSeq names its product leucine-rich repeat domain-containing protein. The coding region runs from base 1 to 2253 and encodes 750 amino acids. The record is from RefSeq and is a predicted model, not a curated record. Gene Ontology annotation, molecular function: protein binding. The transcript has a single exon. Lineage: Eukaryota; Fungi; Ascomycota; Pichiomycetes; Serinales; Debaryomycetaceae.
AUGUCAAGUUUACUACCCGAGAAGUUUUUAACAUUACCGUCCGAAUUACAACAGGUGAUAUUUGAUAAUAUACCAGAUGAGUACUUAAUUCAAUACAUAGACAUCCCCGCAAUUGGCGAGCUUGCGCUUGAUGUGCUUGCCUCAAAUGUAAUUAUUUUCAAAGAAACUCCCAAGCUCAUUCGAGAACUUAUCAUUGGAAAACAACCAUGGAAAUAUAUCGAGCCUAUGUCUGAUGGACCUUUCAAGGUUUCUCCUUUGAAGGCUAAACAUAAGAUAAGAUUUGACAUAACUGGAUUUUUAAGAUUUAUCAAGAAAUAUCCCGAAUUCAGACCCCAAAAGCUAUACGUCGACGAACUUGCUGGGCUCGAAGCCAUCCAGAGAAAAUGUAAAUGGGUAAUAGAUCACUCGACAUUUGUCUCUGUCGCCAGACGUAAUAAUUCUUAUAAAAGAAAAAUCUUCCGCGCACUAUCUAAAUGCAAUGAUAAUGUGAGCUAUCAUAUAAAUACUAAUAGAUGCGAUGACUUUGAUAUCGGUCCAUAUGAUCCUAUACCAUCAAAAUUAGUAGGUCUAACAUAUGGAAGGUUGGCGCUUUUAAAUCCUGACCUUGAACCGUUUUCCGCCUAUGAGUUAGGACCUUUUCCUGAAACAUUAACGUAUCUUGAUAUGUACAUGGAACGGACGAAGUCGUUCAACCCAGACUUGCCUAUUUCUUUGAAGCACAUGACCAUUGAAUUUGAACUGAUGUCUGAAGCCGAAGAAGAGGAAGGAUUGUCAUCACCAAUGCAAAUUGACAUUGGACAUGCAAUUAAUCUUCAAACGGUCUGCUUUAAGGGCAUAAAUUCGCUUGAUUUUAGACGUUUUAAGGCUCCACAAGGACUUAGAAAUUUGGCUAUUCAUAGCUGCUUACUACAUGGUAACUGGAUGUCGUUGUCAAAGUUUACGAAAAUGAAGUAUUUGCAUAUAAGGACUGAGGGAAUUGAAUCAAAUUUAGUUGCAGAUUUCCCUACAUCUUUAAAGCUAUUGUCUGUUUGGACGGUCCCACCAAUAAAGGCUGAGGUAUUUGACAUCCCACCCAAUCUUGAGUUGUUGGAUUUGCGAUUUGUUACAUUACCCGUUCCACCUGCAAAAAUCCAAUUUCCGAACACUCUCAAGGACUUGUUUAUAGCCGAUUUCGAUAGGACGUAUGUUUGGCACAAUAUUAAGCUUCCUCAAGUUGAGAAAGUAACGCUUUGCACUAAUGCUGUACCCACUUUAGAAUUUCUACCAAAAUCAAUACGUGAGUUUACUUUUCAUUUGACUUCCUGCUUACUACUUUUCAAUGUCAAUUUAUCGGAAUAUUCGAACAUGACUUCCCUUUCAUUGAUUAAACUGGAAAUUGUGUCAUUUAAUUUCAAGCUACCUCCGAACCUAGAAAUUUUGAACUUGAGAGAGAACUCCUUGGAAGAAAUCCAAUUGGAUUGCCCUAAGUUACGGGUAUUAGAUAUUUCUCACAACAAAUUUACCAGCCUUAACAAAUCCAAUUUAAAAUUACCAAAGGGGCUAAAAGAAUUAUAUUUGGGCGACCAUCAAUUAGUGAACCGAGGGCAAAAGACAUCAUCUAGAAAGGAACUACACUCGCCGUUAUUUGAAAAUUGCUUUCCAGAAUCGUUGGAAGUUUUAUGCAUGCAGACUCUGAACAUAAACUGUACAAUAUUGAAAAAUCUCAAAUUAUCAAAAUGUCCAAAUUUAAAAGUUCUUCGCCUACAAACCAACCCUAUUACACUGCUUAACUCAGCAUUGUUUCCCAAGUCAUUAGUGUACCUUGAUCUCUCAAUGAAUGAGAUUGAUAGAAUUGUCAACGGUAACUUUUCACGUUUCAAAUCGUUGAGAGGAAUGAAUGUUAGUUUUAAUGACUUCUCUGACAGCUGGAUGGAUAGAAGUAUCAUAUUUCCUCUGUCGUUGGAAUAUCUAAAUAUGACAAGCUGCUUUCUUACAAACUUACACAUCCAGAAUCUAAUCAUAGAUGAUUGCAAGAAUUUACAGUGGGUAUUUCUUGCAGGGAAUAAAUUCAUUGCUGAUUUGAAUGAUUUUCUCAGUGCCAUAAAGAAAUUCUGUCCAUUGAUAUCUUCUGUUCACGUUGAUGAAUCGAAUUAUAAGGCAUUUAAGUCUUCGUGGUUUAACUUCCUAGAUUUGACAUAUGACGAGAUAGAAUAUCGAGUUAUGUGUAAGAUGGAUGAAAGCUUUUUCGAAGAGUAUUUUUCAAACUUUAUGUAA